Molecule: messenger RNA, 513 nt
Organism: Cordyceps fumosorosea ARSEF 2679
Lineage: Eukaryota; Fungi; Ascomycota; Sordariomycetes; Hypocreales; Cordycipitaceae
Product: Sedlin
Exons: 2
Coding region: 1-513 (170 amino acids)
Biological process (GO): endoplasmic reticulum to Golgi vesicle-mediated transport
Cellular component (GO): nucleus; cytoplasm; TRAPP complex
Source: RefSeq, a predicted model, not a curated record
AUGAGCUACUAUUUUGCCAUUGUCGGCACCCAGGACAACCCGCUGUUCGAGUACGAGUUCGGGACGUCCAAGCAAGGCGGGGAUGGCCAGUCGCGCUUCACCGAACAGGUGCGGCACCUAAACCAGAUAAUCCUGCACUCGAGUCUGGAUGUUGUCGAGGAGGUGCAGUGGUCACACGGGCAGAUGUACCUCAAGUGCGUCGACAAGUUCUUCAACAACUACAUCUCCUGCUUCGUCACCGGCGCCGGCGCCAAGUUUCUGCUCCUUCACCAGCCGCCGCCGCCCAACGCCGGCGGUGUUGGCGCCGCCGCGGCGGCGUCGUCGCGCUCCUCGACAGCCAUCGGCGCCAACCCGACGAGCCCGGCGACCGAGGAGGCCAUCAAGAUGUUCUUCGCCGAGGUCUACGAGAAUUGGGUCAAGGCUGUGAUGAACCCGUUCUACAAGCAAAACAUGGAGGUGCGCAGCCCCGUCUUCCGGACGCGCGUGGCGGCGGCCGGGCGAAAAUACCUAUGA